Cooperia oncophora is the source of this 495-nucleotide messenger RNA. The record is from the annotation of a GenBank genome assembly. NCBI's taxonomy places the organism in Eukaryota, Metazoa, Nematoda, Chromadorea, Rhabditida, Trichostrongylidae.
AUGGCUACAAUAAUUAUCAAGCUUGAUGAAGUGAAAAAUCCAGAUGCGUCGUCCAAGUGUUUAGUGAAGAUUUUGGACAAAUUCUUCGAAUCGCUUAGCAACUGCUCAAUGUCGGAUGAAGCCAAGAAAGAAUCAGAAGACAUAAAAGUCCCGGUUAUGUACGGUAGAAGUGAAGCUGUCGCAAAGGCUUACCGUGGUCCAGUAGUGGAAGUGGUUGAAGGAGCUCGAGAAAGUGCGUUUGUACUGAUAAAACGUCACAAGGCGGUUGGAACACGUAUGGGCAGCGAGGUGGCAAAAAUUCUUGAUGGUCAUAAAGGCAAAGAACAGGAAAUACGGAAAGUGUUACGACGAGAGCUAGGAAUUCGUGAACGGACUCCACCACGCAGUCCGAAAAAGGAGGAACCUGGACACUCAUUGAUGAAAAAAGUUGCCUCCCCCGAAAAAAAAGCCUGCAUCUGGAUGCGAAGGAAGGGUCCGACGAAAAAGGCUGCGUGA